Messenger RNA from Meloidogyne enterolobii, 277 nucleotides. The record is from the annotation of a GenBank genome assembly. NCBI's taxonomy places the organism in Eukaryota, Metazoa, Nematoda, Chromadorea, Rhabditida, Meloidogynidae.
UUUUUUUUCUAGAAAAAUUCAAAAAUAAAAUGCAACAAAAUUUAAUAAAACCAAAAAACCCUUCAUUUUCUCUAAGCGAUUGCUGUUCUGAUUUAAUAAAUAAAAAUAUUCCUUUAUCAACUUCUUCCCCAGAAUUUAUUAAAAAAGACGAAAAAAAUACUUCUAAAUUAUUAAAUCCCCUUUUAACAACAACAAUACCCCCCACAACCACCACUACACCUACUUCAUGUCCUCGAAGACAUACAGUUUUCUCUUUUUUUGAUAGAAAAAGGUAAAU